Fundulus heteroclitus (mummichog) is the source of this 1517-nucleotide messenger RNA. Its product is annotated as endosialin-like. The record is from RefSeq and is a predicted model, not a curated record. Gene Ontology annotation, cellular component: external side of plasma membrane; extracellular matrix. NCBI's taxonomy places the organism in Eukaryota, Metazoa, Chordata, Actinopteri, Cyprinodontiformes, Fundulidae. Gene Ontology annotation, biological process: cell migration. The transcript has a single exon. The coding region runs from base 249 to 1517 and encodes 422 amino acids. Gene Ontology annotation, molecular function: calcium ion binding; extracellular matrix protein binding; extracellular matrix binding.
AAAAUGAUUCCCCUAAAUUUCUCAACUCUCUUCUCUCUUGUCCAGCCUCUCUGUCUCAUUGGUUCUUGCCUCCUUCUCCAUUAUGCCCUCCCUUUAUACUUUAUGGAAUAGUGAGACAGUUUUCACAAUCUCAGUGCCUGUACACAUAAGCUUAACCAGGGCAGAGUGAGGAGUAUAUACAGGCUGAAAAUAAAUCAACAGCCAGAAACUGAUAAAGACUGAAAGCUGAUAUCCAUAAGAGAAAAACAAUGGGGUUUCUGUUCAGUAGUUCUACUAUUUUUCUCUUAUCAUCUUUGUUUGGAUUUUCACCAGUAAUAAGUCAAGACAUGAGAAAAGGAGGUGCAUUUUGUAAUGCAGAAGGCUGCUUUGUGAUCUACUUUGAAGAUAAAAUAUUCCUAGACUCAUGGAGGUUCUGCAAAGAGAAAGGUGGAAAUUUGGCAACUAUCAAACGCAAAGAGGAGGCCAACGCUAUUGCAACACUCUUCUCUACUCUGGACUUGCAGGAUUCACAUGCCAAGGUCAGAGUAUGGAUUGGAUUGCAACGUCAACCUCGUCAGUGCAGCUCACAUCCACUGAGGGGUUUCACUUGGACAACUGGUGAUCAAGACACAGAAUAUACCAACUGGCAAAGUGAGGACUCUCCAAGUACGUGUUUGGUACCCCGCUGUGUGGCUGUGGGCUACAACACUCAAGAACGCAGUGAUAACUUUCUGUGGAUUGACCAUUCAUGCUCUGUCCCUGUCGAUGGAUAUCUUUGCCAUUAUGCUUACAAAGGAAUGUGUUCAACCUUGUGGAGUGAGCAUUUAGGAAAUGUCUAUUAUACAACUCCUUUUAACCUUUUGAGCACAACCCUAACUCAUGUACCUGUUGGAUCUAUUGCUAACAUACCCUGCCCAACAAAUGGCAAUAAAAACAAGCUUGUUUUGUGCAUACUGAGACAAAAUGGCUCAGUAGCAUGGUCUCGGGAACCUCCAUUUUGCUCAGUUCCCUCUAUUCCACACCAGUUGUGUGAGCAGGAUAAUGGUGGAUGCGAACAUUUCUGCAGACAAACUGGUGGUCAGAUCUUCUGUGACUGUACUGAUGGCUUCCAUCUCAGAUACGAUAGACUGACCUGUGAGCCUGAUGUUUGUCAAGGCAACCACUGUGAGUCUGAGUGCCUGCCUCUUUCAAAUGGCUAUCGCUGUGCCUGCCCUGAUGGAUACAUUCUUGCAACAGAUGAAUAUUCUUGUCUAGAUGUGGAUGAGUGUCUGGAGUCUCCUUGUCAACAGAUCUGUAAGAAUUUGCCAGGGACAUUUGAAUGUCAGUGUUGGGGGGGGGGGGGUAUUCUUAAUGAAAAGGAGGUAUGUGAGGAUAUAGAUGAGUGCUUAAAUGACUUGUGUGACCAUUAUGUAAAAAUAUUCCAGGCUCCUAUAUCUGCCACUGUCAACAAGGAUUUUCAGUUGACACUGAUGAGCCCAGGCGAUGUCAUGAUAAUGACGAGUGUCAGAUUGGUGGGAUCUGUGAGCAAAUGUGUAUGA